AUGGAUUUCCCCCAGCACAGCAAGCAAGUCCUGGAACAGCUGAACCAGCAGCGGCAGCUGGGUUUGCUGUGCGACUGCACCUUCGUGGUGGACGGCAUCGACUUCAAGGCCCACAAAGCUGUGCUGGCGGCCUGCAGCGAGUAUUUCAGGAUGCUCUUCGUCGACCAGAAGGACGUGGUGCACCUCGACAUCAGCAACGCGGCAGGCCUGGGCCAGGUUUUGGAGUUCAUGUACACGGCUAAGCUAAGCCUAAACCCCGACAACGUGGAAGACGUGCUGGCCGUGGCAGGGAACCUCCAAAUGCAGGAGAUCGUUAGCUCUUGCAACGCUCUCAAGUCCCUCGCCGUGCCGGCAGAAAGCCCUGCCAAGAGCCAGCAGCCCCCCAGCGAGGUCGGGGCCGACAAGGCGGCUGGCGAGGACAAGAGUUCGACUGCAGAAGCACUGGGUGAUCUGGACAAAAUAAAACCACUUCCUCCUGACCCAGAGGGGAAGGAAGAGACGCCCGCGGCCGCAGCAGCACAGCCCGAGGCGCAGACGGAGCAGCUGGGUGGCCAAGAAGGGACGGAUGUUGCCAUCCAAGAGGGCCCCAACACCGAAUUUCCCAGCCACCCGCAGCCGGCGGAGAGUGUGGUCAGCAGCAGCAGCCCCGCGGCGAAGGGCAGCGUCUCUCCGGGUGCCGAAACGGGAGGUACGGAGCUGGAAGGGAAGGAGGAAGAGGGGGAGAUGCUGGCAGAGGACGAAGAGGAGGCAAAAAUCCCCGAGGAGGAGCAGCCCCGGUUAGAAAACGGAGAAAACGCCGAAGAUAACGAAUCGGGAAGCACCGACUCCGGGCAGGAGAACUCGGGUGAAACCCGUCUGCUGCGUUCGGGUACUUACAGCGACAGGACCGAGUCGAAAGCCUACGGCUCCGUCACGCACAAGUGCGAGGACUGCGGGAAGGAGUUCACCCACACCGGGAACUUCAAGCGGCACAUCCGUAUCCACACUGGCGAGAAACCCUUCUCCUGCAGGGAGUGCAACAAAGCCUUCUCCGACCCGGCUGCUUGCAAAGCCCACGAGAAGACGCACAGCCCGUUGAAGCCCUACGGCUGCGAGGAGUGCGACGACGCCGUGAAGCUCUUCCCCCCCUCCGGCAACCUCAAACGGCACCAGCUGGUCCACAGCGGGGAGAAACCGUACCAGUGCGACUACUGCGGGCGCUCCUUCUCCGACCCCACCUCUAAAAUGCGGCACCUGGAGACCCACGACACUGACAAGGAGCACAAGUGUCCCCACUGCGAUAAGAAAUUCAACCAGGUGAAUUUGGGGGGAGGAAAAGCCGGACCCACGGGGGUUCGGGAGGGAGGGAGGCCUCGUCUGCUCUCAGGCAACCUGAAACGGCACCUCCGGAUCCACAGCGGGGAGAAACCCUACGUCUGCGUCCACUGCCAGCGCCAAUUUGCCGACCCCGGGGCGCUGCAGCGGCACGUCCGCAUCCACACUGGAGAGAAGCCGUGCCAGUGCUUGAUCUGCGGGAAAGCCUUCACCCAAGCGAGCUCCCUCAUCGCCCACGUGCGCCAGCACACGGGGGAGAAGCCCUACGUCUGCGAACGCUGCGGCAAGAGGUUCGUGCAGUCGAGCCAACUGGCCAACCACAUCCGCCACCACGAUAACAUCCGGCCUCACAAAUGCACCGUCUGCAACAAAGCCUUCGUCAAUGUGGGCGAUCUCUCCAAACACAUCAUCAUCCACACCGGGGAGAAGCCGUUCCUGUGCGACAAGUGCGGCCGGGGCUUCAACCGGGUGGACAACCUGCGCUCCCACGUGAAGACGGUGCACCAAGGCAAGGCGGGCAUCAAAAUCCUCGAGCCGGAGGAAGGUGACGAGGUCAACAUCGUCACGGUGGCUUCUGAUGAUAUGGUGACGCUGGCCACCGAGGCGCUGGCCGCCACCGCUGUCACACAGCUCACGG
Molecule: messenger RNA, 1951 nt
Organism: Pelecanus crispus (Dalmatian pelican)
Lineage: Eukaryota; Metazoa; Chordata; Aves; Pelecaniformes; Pelecanidae
Source: RefSeq, a predicted model, not a curated record